Messenger RNA from Necator americanus (New World hookworm), 558 nucleotides. RefSeq lists its product as uncharacterized. The record is from RefSeq and is a predicted model, not a curated record. Bases 1 to 558 code for a protein of 185 amino acids. Lineage: Eukaryota; Metazoa; Nematoda; Chromadorea; Rhabditida; Ancylostomatidae. The transcript has 5 exons.
AUGAGGCGAUUGGCGUACUCCUUAGCGUUGCUGUUGCCAAUUACUGUCUACUUCGUAUUUGCUGAAGUAUCAGAAGAAGCUGUAGAAGAUUUAAAACUUCACGAUGAUGCUUUUCAACACGACCACAAUAUGACCGUAUCGCGUACAAAACGUCAAUUCCGAUGUCCGGCGAACUGCUUCUCCUCCUGCACCAACAACUACCAAUGUCAAGCAAUGCCAGCUCCAUCCGUAUGCGUACAAGGAUGUUGUUGUCCGGCGAACAACGUGAACCUUGAGACUGCUUGCUCUGGAGGGCCGGCUGUAGCUGCUUGCCUUGGAGGACUUUGCGGGCAAGGAUUUUUCUGCACUGUGAACAAUUUUUGUUGCCGUUGCCAAUCAGGCAAUUCGACAGGUCCUUGUGUAAACCAACAAUGCCCUGUCGGUUAUAUCUGUAAUACGAACAAUUUCUGUUGCCCAAUUGGAUCAGGAGGAGUUCUGGGGCCUUGCGUCAAUGGACAGUGUCCUUCGGGCUACACUUGUGGUGCUGGGAACUUAUGCUACCUGACAUCUGGAAAAUAG